This is a messenger RNA of Centropristis striata (black sea bass), 1047 nucleotides long. RefSeq names its product ovarian cancer G-protein coupled receptor 1-like. Gene Ontology annotation, cellular component: membrane. Bases 1 to 1047 code for a protein of 348 amino acids. Gene Ontology annotation, biological process: G protein-coupled receptor signaling pathway. The record is from RefSeq and is a predicted model, not a curated record. The transcript is spliced from 4 exons. Lineage: Eukaryota; Metazoa; Chordata; Actinopteri; Perciformes; Serranidae. Gene Ontology annotation, molecular function: G protein-coupled receptor activity.
AUGAGAACGCGCCUCACCAAGUCCUGCCUUGCACGUACAGUGGGCCAUGAGCACUGUCCCAUCCUCUUGGACCCCAACCCAUGGCUGGGUGGGGGUCAUGUUGAUGGCCUGGGAAUCUUUGACCCUUGUGAUGCAGUUGCGUUCAUCCAGUUUGUGGAGUCAUGCCUCGUCCUUUGUCUCGGCCUUCCUUUGACCCUCGGGGCCAUCUAUGGUCUCUAUUCUCAGGUGAGAAAUGGUGAAGUUGCUCCGAUCUACGUCAUCAACCUUCUCAUCUCUGACCUCAUUCAGUUCUGCUGCAUGAUCGUUGAGGUGGCACAGCCUGAGGACGAGGACGUGUUCAAUUCUGAGUACUGGGGGAUAUUACACGUCUUCCACUGUAUUUACAUCUACAGUCUGGUGGCCAGUGUUGGCUUCAUGGUGGUCAUCGCUCUGGAAAGGUAUUUGGUCGUCGUCCACCCACUGUGGUACCACUUCAGACGAACCAUCAAGUCCUCUGUGCUGGUCUGUGUCCUGGUCUGGAUCCUUCCUGCUGUCACCUCUCUUAUUUUCAUUAUCUCUUAUGAUUUCAUGGUGCUUGUUUUCACCAUCUUUUUCCUCCUUCCUCUCCCGCUGCUCAUAUUCUUCCUGAUUGCGACCCUCAAAGCCCUGUAUGCUUCCAUCUCGGUCCCAAAUGACGAAAAACGACGAAUUGCAGGAAUGUUGAUCCUGGUGCUGCUGAUUUACACGCUGCUGUUUCUGCCCAACAUCAUUCUGUUGGUGGACUGGUCUGAUUACGUUUUCAACCCAAAUGGACACAAGCCACAUCUUGGCUUUCUCGAGGCCCUGGCUCCUGUGUUUGCUAAGUUGAGUCCUCUGGCAGACUUAGUUCUGUAUAUGUUGAUGAGGAAAGGGACCAUACGCCAGCUUUCAGCCUGUUUGUGUCGCUGCAGAACAGACAGCAAUGAAAUCAGAUCUGUAACUGUGAAUGAUGUCAACAUGUCUACAGUCACUUCAAGUCAGCAGAGAAAUAUGGAGAGAGAAGGGGAGAGAACAGAAGGAAAACUAUAG